ACGUCGAACGUGGAGGGCGUGGCCGCUCUGUGAAAUGUCAGGGAGGAAUGGCGCUCGGCGCGGUAUUUUGAACAAUUGCCUUUUCCUUUCCUCGGUUUAUUUGGAAACGCUGCCCAGCAUUAAAAUCUCGGGGGUAACUGAGAGCUAAGACGCAAUAAGCAUGGAUGUGGUGUCGCCAGAGCUCAACAGCCUCCUUCCUGAUGAAAUCAUGGAUACCGAGGCCAUAGAGGAAAUCCCUCACUCCCAGUCUGAUGGCAGUGCCAGCCAGUCAGAGCCCACAUCUGACUUGUCUGUCCCAAUGGAAACCGAUGCUCCUGUGUCAUCAGAAAGUUUAAGCAUCUGUUCAAAUGCCACCUCACUGGAGCACAUUCAGACUGCGGCCACUCCUGCAGCUGCAGAUUCCACCGUCCUCCCUGGAAGUCAGCCUUCCAUCACAAUUUCCACUUCAUCGACCUUAUUUACCAUCAAACCAGCCAUGGCUACUUCUACAGCUAAGACCAAAACUACAGAAAGCGUCACUGGGACUACAAUUUCCACGACUGGCAUGCAGAAGCUCACAGCUCCGUUUGCCAUUUCUGCAGCCAACCACCAGAUCAUUCUUAAUAAGUUAGCUUCUUCUCAGGCCUCGGAAGCAGCGAAAGCUGCAGGUACUCCAUCCCAAGUCAUCAAACAAGAUGGCCAAAAACUUUUGGUUACAGCAAUUGGGAAAACAGGGCAGCCAAUUGUGCUCCAAUUACCCCACACAGGCAGCAAAUCUGGGGUUUCACAGACUUCAGGAGACACAAAGUCUCCAACACCGCAGUUUAAAGUGGUGACUAUAGGUGGGAGAGAACUGAAACCAGUGGUAGGGAGCACUGGAAACCAGGUGACCACAUUACAGGCCCAGCAGCUGAAGACUGUGCAGAUCCCCAAGAAAACGCCGGCAUCCUCAGCUGCUCCCAUCAAGUUUAUCAUUACAAAGACGGUAAACAGCAAAGGUCUGAGUCCGCAGACGUCAGUAACUCCUGUUAUCCCAGGACACGUCAUGACACAAACCCAGGCGAUGUCGCCAAAAACAAUUACUCUGUCUGAGUCCCACAACACUACGAUACAGAGCUUUCCUGGCAAAAAGAUCGCAAUUUCGCCUCUCAAGAGCCCCAGCAAGGUGACGGUGGUGUCUGUGGCUUCCCCAACUUCAAACCCCAGUCAGAAAUCCGUAGCUCUGCCGGUCAAUGUAGCACUUAGCCAGCAAAUCCUGGCAGUCCAGCAGUCGACGCCUGCUUCUCCAGUCAAGGUGGCCACCAGCCAAUCAACAGCACAGAGCAUUAAACCUGUCCAGUCUGUCGGCGUGGGGGGCGGCUCCCAGUUCAAGACCAUCAUCCCUCUGGCCACCCAGCCGAACGUGCAGCAGAUUCAGGUUCCAGGAAGCAGGUUUCAUUACGUCCGCCUCGUCACUGCGACCACGGCCAGCAGCGGCGGCCAGCCCAGCACCGUUAACACCAGCUCCGUAGCGACAGGUAAACCUUUGGUGGUAAACACAGGAACCGUGAGGAUGUCUGUUCCUGUCGUCCAAGCACAGACGAUGAAACAGGUUGCACCCAAGCCUUUAACAUCAGCACCACAGGUAGUCACAGCCACUCAGAACCAGCAGCGCCUCAUUAUGCCGGCCACUCCUCUCCCUCAGAUCCAGCCGAACUUCAACCUGCCGCCAGGCACGGUCCUUGCAUCGGCCACCGGCGGCAGCAAUGUGGGUUACGCAGUCGUUCCAGCACAGUACGUCACCCAGCUCCAGCAGUCGCAGUUUGUGACACUUGCCAGCAGCUCUGGUUUCCAGGCGUCCAGCAGCAUCCAAACUCAGGCCAAACUCCCUUACAACGGACACAUUACUGCCACCAGCUGUGUGUCAGCAACAGAGACGACCUCGAGACCCAGGAAACCGUGCAACUGCACCAAGUCCCAGUGCCUCAAACUGUACUGCGACUGCUUUGCAAACGGAGAGUUUUGUAAUAACUGCAACUGCAACAACUGCUUCAACAACCUGGAGCAUGAAAUGGAUCGACUUAAAGCCAUCAAGACGUGUUUGGACAGAAAUCCGGAGGCCUUUAAACCUAAAAUCGGUAAAGGCAAAGAGGGCGAGUCGGACCGCCGGCACAGCAAAGGCUGCAACUGCAAGCGAUCGGGCUGCCUGAAGAACUACUGCGAGUGCUACGAGGCGAAGAUUAUGUGCUCGUCCAUUUGUAAAUGCGUCGGCUGCAAGAACUUCGAGGAGAGCCCGGAGAGGAAGACGCUAAUGCAUCUGGCUGAUGCUGCAGAAGUGAGGGUCCAGCAGCAGACCGCAGCCAAGACUAAGCUGUCCUCACAGAUCUCCGAUCUGCUGAUGAGGACCGCUCCCAUUAUUUCAAGUGGAGGCGGGAGGCUUCCGUACACGUUUGUAACAAAGGAGGUGCUUGAAGCGACGUGCGAGUGUUUACUGGAGCAGGCCAAGCGGGCCGAUCAGACCCGUCAGCCUCAGGCAGAAGCAGAGAGGAUGAUCCUGGAGGAGUUCGGACACUGCCUCAUGAGCAUUAUCGCCUCUGCUGGGAAAGCUAAAGUAGACUGUGCCUCCAUCAACUGCUAGGCUGAGCUCCUCUCACGCACACACCAAUAGACUGCUCCCCAUUGAAAGCGUGGAUAUCCUCCCACCUUAGGCUGCUGGAGCGAAGACGGACUCAGAUCUGAGCAGUUUGGACUGUUCAGCUGCUUUGAGCUGGAAAACAAAAAGAAAAAAACUAAAGGUUGUCUGUGAUGCACAGAAAGAACCGGAGCAGAACCUGAACCUCGGCUGGUUCCCGCCCUCUAAGGGCCCAUGAGACUGGUUCUCUCCUCCUGUUUUUAUUUUGUAUAUUCUACCCUUUGUCCUCCUGAGGUUUUCCAAGAAUCCCUGUAAUUUUAAUGUCUGUUUAUUUGUGCUUAUAGUAGACGAACAGAACACGUAUCUUUUGAUAUUUAUUUUAACAAAUCUUUGUAAUCAGUAUGAGUGCUAACUUGCAAAGUUUAGAUUCCUGCAGUCUGAUUAUUAACCAAGGCUAGGCUACAGGUAUGGGGGGUUUCUACACAUGUACAGACCCAGAGGACCCUCCUCCUAGCAGCUGAGUUCCACUUCUCUCCUGGUGCUUUUUGAUGCUUUAUUAAACGCGCUCCAUAUAAAACCCUCGAUCCACAUAGCCGACGUUCCAGAAGCUGCAGUAAGCUGAUAAUCCACCGGAUCCACCCUGCUUUACACCGACUCUAUCUGACUUCAAUCUAGUUUUAAUUUGUAAAAAUACCUACCACUCAGAUCCUCCAGAAUUUUAACAACUAGACUUGAAUAAAAACUCCCUUUAGGUUAAAGCCAGAUUCACUACGCUGUGGUUCCCCAGUCUCGCCUGCUUCAUUUGUUAAAUAAAGAACAAAUCAAACUUGUCCACCUGUUAA
Molecule: messenger RNA, 3432 nt
Organism: Cyprinodon tularosa
Lineage: Eukaryota; Metazoa; Chordata; Actinopteri; Cyprinodontiformes; Cyprinodontidae
Gene: lin54
Product: lin-54 DREAM MuvB core complex component
Exons: 15
Coding region: 161-2596 (811 amino acids)
Biological process (GO): regulation of DNA-templated transcription
Cellular component (GO): nucleus
Source: RefSeq, a predicted model, not a curated record